CCACGCCCACCCAAUGCCUUACAAUGGGGGUCGCCUUGCAGCUGGUACCCAAUGGGAGUCAAGUCAGUCAGGGGCGGAGGAGGAGGAAAGGGGGGGGGGCUGCUCUUUCUCAGGCAGACAGAGAGAGAAGGAGCCCCUUCCCGGACUGCAUUGUUCCUGCAAAGAAGAGGAGGAAGGAGCAUCUCCCCAUCCCACCUGGACCCCCACUUCCCACCUCAGCAGGGAUUCCUUUUAAAAAAAUUGUGAGGACUUCAAUAAACUCUGCAACUUCAGCAGGCAGCCCUAAAGAUCUUUGGAAAACACAGCGGCAGCAUUCUGCAUAGUAACAGUUAAUUCCUUCGUGCUAAAAAUUCCCCUGAACCGCUCCCUGGGCCUUUUGCUGCAGACAGGCUACUGUUAGCCACCUGCUCCGUUUCCAGACUUCUCAAGGGUUAAAAGCAGAAUGUCUUCGUACAAUACUAUGAAAUGGUCACUCCUAUUAAAUGGAGUGCAGCUACUGGCACAUUAAUGGCUCAUAAAUGUGGAUGAAUCUAAUCUAGAACAAAAGUGCACCAAGAUGCCUAGCGAGAGGCUCCAGAGCAACAGUGGGUUAGAGGAGCCUGCAUUCAGGGAAAGCAAGUCCGGGGCCCAAAGCCCCAAUUGCAACUCCUUACGCAGGGCCGUGGCCACUGCUGUGACCUUUGAUGGAGAAGUCACCACUGAGAGACGGAAGAAGAGAAAGAAAGAGUCCCGCCCCGAAUCCAUCAUCGUUUAUCGGUCGGGGAAUGAGAACAAGGUGGAAGAAGAACAGGCGGAUGACGAAGGGGGCGAGAGAAGUUCUGAGGAAGGCUCCAAAUUCCUGGGACAUGCCGCAGGAGACGGUUCCUGGGCUAUGCCUCUAGACAGCAGGUAUGUCACUUUAACUGGGACCAUCACAAGAGGGAAGAAGAAAGGCCAGAUGGUGGACAUCCAUGUUACUCUUACUGACAAAGAGCUACAGGAGCUGGCUAGGUCAAAGGAGCCUCCAAAACCAGAAGCACCCGAAGGGAAAAAAGCUUGUCAGGUUGGCGUGGAUAAAGGCCCUCAUGUCCUCCUCUGGAGCUUUGCCUGUCUCCCAGUCAUCUUUGUCAUGUCCUUUGUGGUUUCCUUUUACUAUGGGACCAUCACUUGGUACAAUGUCUUCCUGGUGUACAAUGAAGAGAGGACCUUUUGGCACAAGAUAACCUUCUGUCCCUUUCUCAUUAUCUUCUACCCAAUCAUCAUCAUGGUGGUUUCCUUCUCCUUGGGCCUCUACACAGCACUGACUCAGAUCUCUUGGGCCUUUGGGGAAUGGUGGCACGCGGUCCGGGAUAUGGAGAAAGGCUUCUGUGGCUGGCUCUGCAGCAAGAUGGGCCUGGAGGAUUGUUCUCCCUACAGCAUUGUGGAGUUACUGGAUUCGGACAACGUCUCUGGUACCAUGUCAGCUAAAGGUUCCACUCAGGGCGAAGAGAUUUCAGCAGUCUGAGUGACACUGGACUGUUCAUGUUCACAAGGGGAGGGACUUGAGGAAGGGCAUACAGAUGUUUGGUUUUGGGUAAUAAAAUCCUCCAAGCCAGCUAGAACGUUCAGGAAGACCACAAAAUUUGAUGGGACCAUUUUCAAAAUACGGAGGGGACCCUGCACUCUUUCCAUUGUGAAAAAAGACCUUUUUAACGAAAGCUAGAGUGUCCAGGGAGAGCUAGUGUGGUUUAGUGGUUGAUCAGAACCCACUGAGUGAUCUUAGGAUAGUUGUAUUCUUGGCCUAAGAGGAAAGCAGUGUAAUCACUUCUAAAUAAUUCUUGCCAAGAAAAAAAAAACUGAUGAUAGAGCUGACAUAAGUCAGUUUACUUGAAGGCACAUAACAAUAACAGCAAGCAUUUCCAGAAGUUGAGCUCUAGCUGAUUGCAUUUUCAAGUACUUGCUGGUGUUCAGCAUGAACAAGUGCAAGGCUUGGCUUCCUGUCAUUUUAGGAGGCAGGUGAAGGGGAGUAUGUUUACAGGAACCAAAUAUCUUCCCACAUAUAUAAAAAAUACUUAUAACUAAGACUAGAGGUCUAAAUGCCCCAAAGUAAUCAGAUCCCGUCUGAUUUUGGAAGCUGAGCAGGUAAGCCCUAGUUAGUACAGUAGAGUCUCACUUAUCCAAGACUUGCUUAUCCAAGGUUCUGGAUUAUCCAAGGCAUUGUUUUCAAUAUAUCAUGAUAUUUUGGUGCUAAAUUCGUAAAUAUGGUAAUUACAAUAUAACAUUACUGCGUAUUGAACUAUUUCUGUCAAAUUUGUUGUAUAACAUGAUGUUUUGGUGCUUAAUUUGUAAAAUCAUAACCUAAUUUGAUGUUUAAUAGGCUUUUCCUUAAUCCCUCCUUAUUAUCCAAGAUAUUCGCUUAUCCAAGGUUCUGCCGGCCCGUUUAGCUUGGAUAAGUGUGACUCUACUGUACUUGGAUGUGAGAUAAGCAAUGAAUAACAGAAUAUUCUGUUAAGAAAAUCCAAUGAUAUCCAUGUGGUCACCAUAAAUCUACAGGUGAAGACACAUAAACACACAAAAAUGUAGGCAGAAGUUUCCUUUUUUGCCAUACCUGUUUUCUGUGUGCAGAUUUUUAUUUUUGGUGUCUUUUUUCUUUAAAAAAUUAAAGAACAUUCAAAAAUUCAA
This is a messenger RNA of Anolis carolinensis (green anole), 2640 nucleotides long. It is a transcript of the gene tmem169, whose product is annotated as transmembrane protein 169. The record is from RefSeq and is a predicted model, not a curated record. Bases 557 to 1483 code for a protein of 308 amino acids. NCBI's taxonomy places the organism in Eukaryota, Metazoa, Chordata, Lepidosauria, Squamata, Anolidae. The transcript is spliced from 4 exons.